This is a messenger RNA of Salvelinus fontinalis (brook trout), 6651 nucleotides long. Its product is annotated as semaphorin-4D-like. The transcript is spliced from 14 exons. The coding region runs from base 207 to 2093 and encodes 628 amino acids. Gene Ontology annotation, molecular function: semaphorin receptor binding; integrin binding; chemorepellent activity. Gene Ontology annotation, biological process: semaphorin-plexin signaling pathway; negative regulation of axon extension involved in axon guidance; positive regulation of ERK1 and ERK2 cascade. NCBI's taxonomy places the organism in Eukaryota, Metazoa, Chordata, Actinopteri, Salmoniformes, Salmonidae. The record is from RefSeq and is a predicted model, not a curated record.
GACAAAUCAAGUGCGUAGUCUAUUAAAAAUAUUACUGAGUGGAGUCUGUCUCACUACAGAACAAUUAAGCUACUGUACUUGAUUGAAAAUUGAAGACAAUACUAAAUGGAAGACCAGACUGUAUAGACCUCACCCUUGUGUUGUAUGCUAAAAUAACGCUACUACAGUUUGAAGUAAUUAAUUGCCGAGAGCCAAGACAGAAAAGCAUGAGUCUGCUCGCGCUCUUUGCCGUACUUUUAGGACUACUUUUUCCGGUGAAAGCUUCGGACUUUACCCACAAACCGAGAGUGACAUUGACAGACAAGGAUGUGAGCUUCCUAAGAAUCCAACUGUCUGGGAAUAACAGCCAUAUAGAUCUCCUGCAUGGCCCUCAUGACAACAUAGUAUAUGCUACAGGCCACAAAAACCUGUUCCAGGCAAACUUCCACAAUUCUAAGACCUCUAGAAUGAGUCCUGUGUUUGGAGAGGGUUGUAGAAGUAAUGAUCCCAGAUCACCAGACUGUCACUAUAACAUCACUGUUUUACGCAAGACUAAAGAUCCAAACCAACUGUUCCUGUGUGGAACCAAUGGACAACAACACACAUUGUGCUGUUACAUGAACCCAUCAGACGACCCGUUUAUCUGCACUCCAUCCAAGGGCAUCCAAGACAUUGGUCAACACAUAAAUGAAAGAGAGCCGUCGCUCCUCAUUGUUUCUUCUGAGGUAGAGGAGUUCUACAUCACUCACUCAGGCACAGAGGGUUCCGUGGGGAUCAACAGGUUUGGGAAGAACAUGAUAUGGACAAAGAGUGGAACAGAACAGAGAUAUGUGAGUUUGGUGGCUAGCGGGCAGAGAGAGGAUCGUCUGCAGGACAGACUAUAUGCUUUCUACAUAGAGAAGAUCCAAGACCCGAGUUUGGACUCUGAUCUCUGGGUUCCCCGGGUUGCUCAAGUCUGCAUGGCUGAUAUUGGAGGACCUAAGGGCUAUCUGCAGUUCAAGUGGACCUCCAAGCUGAGUGCCAGGCUCUUCUGUGGAGAACAUGGCAGCAGGCUGUCCUUCACCCAGCUAGUGGACGUGAACACUGUUCUGGCAGAAAGGUGGCAGGAUACCAGGGUCUAUGCACUCUUCAGGAAUGGCUGGGGUAUGAGUGCUGUAUGUGUCUACACCAUAGCAGAUAUUGACCGCAUCUUUAAAACCUCCAACUUCAAGGGACACACGGGGUCCGUUCCAAGCCCACGACCUGGGGAGUGUGUUAAAGACAGUACUAAAAUCCCCAUGGAAGUCCUGAAGAUGGUGGACGAGUUUUCAGAGAUGGAGGAGUGGGUCACCAGUGGGCCUCUCCUGGUCACUCACCAGUAUUACCACCACAUCUGUGUGGACAGCGUCCAAGGCAAAGGGAAUGUCCUGUUUCUGUCUUUAGAGAAUGGAGAGAUUCAUAAGAUUCUGGAGAGGGAUGGUCAGGUCUUCGUCAUCGCUGAGUUACAACCUUUUAACUACAUAGCACACAUCCUCAGUAUGAUGUUGCAGUCCUCCACGGGGAAGCUGUAUCUGGGCUCCAGCAGAGAGCUGGUUCAGAUUGACCUGGACAGCUGUGAGCAGUAUGGAGCCCAGUGUGAAGACUGUGUCCUGGCCAGAGACCCUUACUGCGGCUGGGACGGCAAUCACUGCACCACAGCUACAAAUAAGACAAUUCAGGAUGUGGAGAACGGGAACCAUCAGGUAUGCAGCAACAUAUCCAGAGGAGUUACUGCAAGUAAAGUUUACUUUCCAAGGUCAUCAGUUGGCGAUGGAAUCAGAAUUCCUCUAUCUUCAAAGUACUUCCUCAAUUGCCCAACCCUGUCCAGCCACGCUGAGUACAGCUGGAGGCAUCAUGGCAACACCACAGCAACACCGUGUAUCUCCACAGGGUCAGAGCACCAGUGUCUCCUGCUAAUAGAGAGCAUGGGCCCUGAGCAGCAGGGGACAUACAGCUGUGUGUCUGAGGAGAGGGGCUACCACAGGACCCUGGUGCAAUACCAGUUACAGCUAGACAGUGGGGCCACAGGCCUGGCUUCUCCCCGCUUCGGUUGUCUGGGUCUGGUACUAACACUGGUCCUGACUUUGCUCUGCUAGAAUCAGCUCUGUGGGUUCUCACCCCAGCCCUAUGACCGAGCGGACUUGACUUGCACAUGUCUGCACUUGUACUUUGGUCUUCCUUACACCACGCUACCUCAAGAAUAGUUCAUGACAGUCAACAGUCAAGUGACCGAGCCAUUUCCUUUGUUACUUUUACAAUCAACUUGUCAAAAAACAGAACGCUUUAGAAGUUGAAGGAACUGCACUUGUGCGGAGUUAAGGAUUUAUCUGGAGGAAUUGGCCUUUAUGUAUUUUAUAAUCAUGCUCUGUUUUCCAAUAUGGAACUUUGCAGAUGUUUGAAAUAUUUUAUGUGACAAUCUGAAUGUAUAGUAUAUUGCAAAAAUACUUACGUUUUUAGAAAUUUUAGAAAUAUGUACAUUUUUUCUUAACUUUUAAGUUUCAUGCUAACAGCAUGAUAGUUGUAAAUAUAUACAGUACCAGUUAAAAGUUUGGACAUUGCAGGGUUUUUAUUUAUUUGUACUAUUUUCUACAUUGUAGAAUUAUAGUGAAGACAUCAAAACUAUGAAAUAAUACAUAUGGAAUCAAAAAACAAAACUAAUUUGGGCCAAGAAACAUGAGCAAUGGACAUUAGACUGGUGGAAAUCUGUCCUUUGGUCUGAUGAGUCAAAAUUUUGGGUUCCAACUGCCGUGUCUUUGUGAGACGCAAAGUAGGUGAACGGGUGAUCUCCGUAUGUGUGGUUCCCACCGUGAAGCAUGGAGGAGGAGUUGUGGGGGUGCUUUGCUGGUGACACUGUCAGUGAUUUAUUUAGAGUGCAAGGCACCCUUAACUAGCAUGGCUACCACAGCAUUCUGCAACAAUACGCCAUCCCAUCUGGUUUGCGCUUAGUGGGACUAUAAUUUGUUUUUCAACAGGACAAUGACCCAACACACCUCCAGGCUGUGUAAGGGCUAUUUGACCAAGAAGGAGAUUGAUGGAGUGCUGCAUCAGAUGACCUGACCUCCACAAUCACCCGACCUCAACCCAGUUGAGAUUGUUUGGGAUGAGUUAGACCACAGAGUGGAGGAAAAGUCCUUCAAGACUGAAAAGCAUUCUAGGUGAAUCUGGUUGAGAGAAUGCCAAGAUUGUGCAAAGCUGUCAUCAAGGCAAAGGGUGGCUACUUUGAAGAAUCUCAAAUAUAUUUUGAUUUCUUUAACACUUUUUUGGUUACUACAUGAUUCCAUAUGUGUAAUUUCAUAGUGUAUGUUUUCACUAUUAUUCUAUAAUGUAGAAAAUAGUACAAAUAAAGAAAAACCCUUGAAUGAGUAGGUGUCCAAACUUUUGACCGGUACUGUAUAUAUAUUUUUCUGUUGCUUAUUUAUUUGUAUUAAUAUAUAUAAUUAAAGUGAGUUCCAAAAGUAUUGGGACAGUGACAAUGUGUUGUUGUUUUGGCUUUGUACUCCAGCACUUUGGAUUUAAAAUGAUACAAUGACUAUGAGGUUAAUAACCUCUAUGGGAUGGGUGUCCCUAAACCGGGACGGUUGUUUCUAAUGUGACUAGAAUGACGUUGUAUUCAACAGCCAACGUUCUGGGACAUAGACAUACAUACAGUAUGGGCAGAAAGCUUCAAUUCUUGUUAAUCUAACUGCAGUUUCCAAUUAACAGUAGCAAUUACAGUGAAAACAUAUCAUGAUAUUGUUUGAGUGCACAACAACAAAACCCUUUAUCAAAGCAACUGGUUUUAUACAUUCACCUCUGAAGGUAAAUAAUGUACUUACAUUAAGUAAUCUUGCGGGUCCCAGAGAUAAAAUAUAGCAUAGUUUUGUUUGAUUAAAUCCAUUUUUAUGUUCAAAUGUAGGAACUGGGGUCUACAGUUUGAUCCCACCGCUGUCUCUGGCGCUACACCCACCCCGCCCGGACAUCUAGAUGUGUGAAAGUUAGUGAACUGUAUAAGCUAAUGAUCCAUCAUGUAUGACAUUCCUGGGAGUGUGUAAACUUCAAUUUUUCUAUUACCAUGGCAUUUUUGCAUAAUCUCUAUUAGAGGUCGACCGAUUAUGAUUUUUCAAUGCCGAUACCGAUUAAUCGGACGAUUUUUAUAUAUAUAUAUUUGUAAUAAUGACAAUUCCAACAAUACUGAAUGAACACUUAUUUUAACUUAAUAUAAUACAUAAAUAAAAUCAAUUUAGUCUCAAAUAAUGAAACAUGUUCAAUUUGGUUUAAAUAAUGCAAAAACACAGUGUUGGAGAAGAAAGUAAAAGUGCAAUAUGUGCCAUGUAAAAAAGCUAAGUUCCUUGCUCAGAACAUGAGAACAUAUGAAAGCUGGUGGCUCCUUUUAACAUGAGUCUUCAAUAUUACCAGUUAAGAAGUUUUAGGUUGUAGUUAUUAUAGGAAUUAUAGGACUAUUUGUCUCUAUACUAUUUGUAUUUCAUAUAACUUUGACUAUUGGAUGUUCUUAUAGGCACUAUAGUAUUGCCAGCCUAAUCUCGGGAGUUGAUAAGCUUGAAGUCAUAAACAGUGCAAUGCUUGAAGCACAGCGAAGAGCUGCUGGCAAAUGCAGGAAAGUGCUGUUUGAAUGAAUGCUUACGAGCCUGGUGCUGCCUACCACCGCUCAGUCAGACUGCUCUAUCAAAUCAUAGACUUAAUUAUAAUAUAAUAAACACACAGAAAUACGAGCCUUUGGUCAUUAAUAUGGUCAAAUCCGGAAACUAUCAUUUCGAAAACAAAAUGUUUAUUCUUUCAGUAAAAUACCGAACCAUUACGUAUUUUAUAGAACGGGUGGCAUCCCUCAGUCUAAAUACUGCUGUUACAUUGCACAACGUUCAAUGUUGUCACAAUUAUGUAAAAUUCUGGCAAAUGAAUUACGAUCUUUGUUAGUAAGAAAUGGUCUUCACACAGUUCGCAACGAGCCAGGCGGCCCAAACUGCUGCAUAUACCCUGACUCUGCUUGCACAGAACGCAAGACAAAUUUUAAAAAAGGGUACGAUUCUUUACACAUAUACAGCAAGUGAAUUUGUCCCCUAAAAUGGGGGGACUAUGUACAAAAAGUGCUAUAAUUUCUAAACGGUUCACUCGAUAUAGAUGAAAACACUCAAAUUAAAGCUGACCGUCUGCACUUAGUAGUCAAAAGUUUUGUAUUUGGUCCCAUAUUCUGUAGAAAAUUGUUGGAUGCAUUUGCUGUUUGUUUUGGUUGUGUUCCAGAUUAUUUUUUGCCCAAUAGAAAUGAAUGGUAAAUAAUGCAUUGUGUCAUUUUUGGAGUCACUUUUAUUGUAAAUAAGAAAAGAAUGGGUCUAAACACUUCUACAUUAAUGUGGAUGCUACCAUGAUUACGGACUGUCCUGAAUGAAUCGUGAAUGAAGUUAGACGCACAAAUAUCAUACCCCCUCUCACCAUUACAAUAACGGGAGGUUAGCAUGGUGGGGGGGGGCAGCUAGGAUAUUUGUGCGUCUGUAUCUUUCUCACUCAUCAUUAUUCACAAUUCAUUCAGGACUAUCCGUAAUCCACAUUAAUGUAGAAGUGUUUGAAAUAUAUUCUAUUUUUAUGUACAAUAAAAGUGUCUCCAAUAUCCAAAGUGCUGGAGUACAGGGCCAAAACAACAAAUGUGUCACUGUCCCAAUACUUUUGAAGCUCACUGUAUGUGAAAUCAAUGGGACUUAUGACAUGUGUGUGAAAUGUUCUUGCUGUUAAAACCCCAGGCUUGCAUCACAGUAAAGUCUGUGUUCAAUGAGAAAAGCCCAAGCUGUAAUGAUAUCUCAAGGGAAAGAUUGUUUUUUAUUUGUUGAUACCAUUGCGUGACAAAUUAUUUGCCUCCUUUUUGAUUCUAUUUUUGAUACUGGAAGUUAUCAGCUCUUCAAAGCCUAAUAUUAGAUAAAGGGAACCUGAGUUUAUAAAUAACAAAUGUAUACUUACUUAACAAAGUUAUGCAACACCCAAUUCCCCUUACUGGUUACAUAACUGGUUGUCACCUUUUAUCUGCAAUGACUGCAACCAAAUGCUUCCUGUAGUUGUUGAUCAGUCUCUCGCAUCGCUGUGGAGGAAUUAUGGCCCACUCUUCAAUGCAGAACUGCUUUAACUCAGCAACAUUUGUGGGUUUUCAAGCAUGAACUGCUCAUUUCAAGUCUUGCCACAUCGCAAUUACUUUGUCACACAGGCAUUGCAUUACUUUGUUUCUGAAAUAAGUAUGUCAUUGUUAUUUGUUCACGCAUGUUCCCUUUUUCUAUUAGGUUUUGGUUGAAGAUCUGAUAACAAUCAGUAGAAAAAUAUGCAAAAGUAGAACAAAUUAGAAAGGAGGCUACUUUUUCACAGCACUGUAUCUGUGCAAUCCACACUGCUGAUUUAAUGCUUCCAUUUCUGGUGCAACAGAUGGAAAGGUUUGAGUAAGUGAACAUGAGUCAGACCUUUGAGGGGUGAAAGAUGAGUGUUCGAGUGGUGUGGCGAGCUACCAGGAGUCAGAGCAUCUGGGGGUGGGGGGCAUUUGCCUGCUGAAUCAUUUCCCAAACCUACAUUGGCCCCAAUUCCGACCAGAGUUAAGCGUGCAUUAAUAGAACAUUUUUAUUAAAAGUACCCGUAUUUCAAGGGAUGGCUUAAGAAUGUACAUUAAACUCAUAUGUUGGCCAGCAA